AUGGAUUCUAAUUUAGACUUCAAAUUUUUAGCUCUUGGAGAUUCUGGUGUUGGAAAAACAUGUUUACUCAAUCAAUAUGUUGAUGGACAAUAUAAUGAAAGUUUAGCACCGACUGUUGGAAUUGAUAUUCGAAAUAAAACUUUUGAAUAUGAAUCAUCUCGAGCAAAUAAAGUUUUUACCAUUCAUUUACAAUUAUGGGAUACAGCUGGUCAAGAACGUUUUCGUUCUUUAACAUCAUCAUUUUUUCGUGAAGCUAUCGGUUUUUUACUCGUAUUUGAUUUAACAAAUGAAGCAUCAUUUAUUCAUGCACGUGAUUGGAUAGGUGAAAUACAAACUAAUGCUUAUGCAGAACAUGCUAUGAUACUUGUUGGUAAUAAAUGUGAUUUAGAAAAUGAACGUCUUAUUUCCAAAGAUCGUGCACAAGAUUUUGCUAAAGAAUAUAAUAUAAAGUAUAUUGAAACAAGUGCAUUAAAAAAUAUUAAUGUAACAGAAUCAGUUAAAUUAUUACUCGAUACAGUUAUGGAACGUUUUGAACACGAUAAAAAUCGAUCGAAAUCAAAUCAAUCUAUUAUUUCAUCUUUAAAUGAUAAUAAAAUUAAUCCAAGUUUAACUGAACGUAUAGCAGAAAGAUCAAAAAUAACUAUGUGUUGUUCGUAUUAA
Molecule: messenger RNA, 660 nt
Organism: Rotaria sp. Silwood1
Lineage: Eukaryota; Metazoa; Rotifera; Eurotatoria; Philodinida; Philodinidae
Source: the annotation of a GenBank genome assembly